Molecule: messenger RNA, 981 nt
Organism: Nicotiana tabacum (common tobacco)
Lineage: Eukaryota; Viridiplantae; Streptophyta; Magnoliopsida; Solanales; Solanaceae
Source: RefSeq, a predicted model, not a curated record
AUGCCACUGUUCUAUUACACCCCCAUUGUCAUCUUGGCUGCAAUUAUUAUAACAGCAGUUAUUGGCCUAAUUGAUUAUCAAGCUGCUUUCCGGUUAUGGAAAGUUGACAAGCUCGACUUCUUGGCUUGCUUGUGUUCAUUUUUUGGUGUUCUUUUCAUCUCAGUGCCUCUCGGCCUAGCCAUAGCAGUUGGAGUUUCGGUUUUUAAGAUCCUCUUGCAUGUAACAAGGCCAAAUACUAGUGUCCUGGGCAAUAUUCCUGGAACUCAAGUAUAUCAAAACUUAAGCAGAUAUAGAACAGCUGUUAGAAUUCCUUCUUUCCUUAUCCUCGCUGUUGAGGCUCCUAUCUACUUUGCAAAUUCUACCUACCUAAAAGAGAGGAUAUUGAGAUGGAUUCGCGAAGAGGAAGAGUGGAUAGUAUCCAACAAAGAAACUGCAAUCAAAUGUGUAAUUAUCGACAUGACAGCUGUGUCGUCCAUAGACUCAAGUGGUAUCGACACAAUAUGUGAACUAAGAAAGACACUGAAUAAACGAUCUCUUAAGCUUGUGCUGGCAAAUCCAGUUGGGAAUGUUAUGGAAAAGCUGCAUCAAUCUAGCACUCUUGAGGCCUUUGGAUUAAAUGGAAUAUAUCUAACAGUUUCUGAAGCUGUGGCUGAUAUCUCAUCUUUGUGGAAGUCUGAACCUGAAUCAAAUAUAUAAGGUUUUGAUUGCUUUCAAAUCUCAAAGUCAAUAAAUGAAGAGGAAGUAUUCGCGCUUCGAAAAUUGGACGAUAUGUAGCAAGUCAUGAUAGUUCCACAGCUCAAAGUGUUGGAACUGUUUACAAUAUCAAAUCCUUAGUUGAAGUUUUGUAUAUUAGAUUAGCUGAAAUUUGCAACAAAGUGUAUGAAUUUCAAUUCACUGUAAGCCUAUUUUCCCACUUAACUAUGUAGCCAGUCUUUUCUUAACUCGGUCCAAGCAAUGCCUAAAGGUCCAAUGUCUUUCUUA